Molecule: messenger RNA, 3582 nt
Organism: Girardinichthys multiradiatus
Lineage: Eukaryota; Metazoa; Chordata; Actinopteri; Cyprinodontiformes; Goodeidae
Gene: sesn4
Product: sestrin 4
Exons: 10
Coding region: 691-1917 (408 amino acids)
Biological process (GO): positive regulation of macroautophagy; negative regulation of TORC1 signaling; cellular response to L-leucine
Cellular component (GO): nucleus
Molecular function (GO): oxidoreductase activity, acting on peroxide as acceptor; L-leucine binding
Source: RefSeq, a predicted model, not a curated record
GAGGAAAUGGGUCACAAACUUAAAUUAAAGUCUUAAUGUGUCAGCUUGAUAUUUAUUUGGUUUAGUUCGGGUUUACCCACCGUUCAAGUGGUUUCCAUCUCCAGCCGUUUAAAUGUCACGUAAAGCUCGAACCGUCGGCGUCGGGACGUUAACUCGGAGAGUUGAGCUAAAAACGGCGUUUUUGGGGUUUGUUGUAGAGGAAAAGCAGGUCUGGGAUGUUAGGAUUCGCUUCGACAUAACGGGACAAAGGCAGAAACGUCUCCACUGCUUUUCUUUUAUUCUCAGUGACUGGCAUCACUGGGUCAUUUUAAAAUAUCAGGCCGGGUAUAUUUUAUGUUUUAUCUCGCUGGAGAUGAGCGAGUAACGGCUGAGGACGUUUGUAUGUGGAGGAAGCUGCAGGUGAGGAUGACAUCAUCUGAGGAUUUGAGGAGGAAAAAAGCCCUUCUGAGCGUCCUUAUUGUGCGGGUUUUCGCCUGAACUGGACUGCCAAUCAAAGUUGUUUUUCUCCUUUACUGUUGUUUUCCACUUUGCAACAGAAAGGGGGCGCUGUGCCGAAUGCAGUCCAACAAAGACAUGUUUUGCUGCAGAUUGUGGAGUCCAGAUAUGGAAUAAAACAGACAGCAAUGUCAGCUGCAAUUCUGCUUUCAGGUGAUAGUGAAUGGUGAGAAGGAGCGAGUGUCCUUGCUGUUCAUGAAGGCUCUGGUCAGCAGAGGGAGCGUGGAUGCCGUGUCGCAGCAGAUGGCGUCUCACCCCCAGUAUCUGGAGAGCUUCCUGCGCACACAGCACUACAUCCUGCACAUGGACGGCCCCCUGCCGCUGCCAUACCGCCAUUACAUCGCCAUCAUGGCGGCCGCACGCUAUCACUGCAGGUACCUGGUGUGCCUGCACUCGGCCCAGUUCCUGAGGGUGGGCGGGGAUCCUCUGUGGUUGCAGGGUCUGGAAGCGGCUCCCCCUCGUCUUCGCCUCCUUGACCACAUAAACAAGGUGCUGGCCCACCAGCCCUGGCUCGCCGCCUGUUCACAUAUCCAGACGCUGCUGAAGGCAGGUGAGCAGUGCUGGUCGCUGGCGGAGCUGGUGCAGGCCGUGGUGAUCCUGGCCCACUGCCACUCACUCUGCAGCUUCGUCUUUGGAUGCGACACAGACUCGGACCUCGCACAUCUUGCCAAAUCUCCAAACGGCACCCCGCCGACCUUUUGCCCCUUCGAUGCUGCCAACGGCAACGCCAAUGUGCCUCAGUCGCUCAAGGCUCCCUCUGAACAUAUCACGCGCCGACGGUCGUUGGACUCCAGUUGUGACAUGGUUUGUUUGAAGGAGAGGAUCCAGAGGUCCCAGGAGGAGCAGGAGAAGAAAGAAGAGCGUCUUCUUCAGACGCAGACACUCCAGCAAACAGAUCUGGAAGAUGAGGAGGAGAUGCUGUGCUUCGCUGAUUCGUCACAUUUCAUCACAGACCCUGACUUCUGCCAUCAGGAGUUCGCCCGGAGGGACGAGGAUCACCUCCAAGUGCUGAGAGUUCAGGACUACUCGUGGGAGGUCCACGGCUUCUCCCUGAUCAACAGGUUGUACUCAGACAUCGGACACCUCCUGGACGACAGGUUCAGGAGCGUCACGUCCCUCCCGUCUCUUCACAGCUCCGACCUGAAGAGGGCGAUCUGGAAUUACAUCCAUUAUGUGUUAGGAAUACGUUAUGACGAUUAUGACUAUGGGGAGGUGAACCAGUUGCUGGAGCGAGAUCUCAAGCUGUACAUCAAGGCUGUGGCUUGUUUUCCGGACGUCACUAAAACUCCGGUGUGUCCGCUGAGUUGGACUCUGCUGAAAGCUUCAGAGAGGAUACACGUAAACCUGCUGAUCAUGGAGGCCCGGCUGCAGGCGGAGCUGCUGUAUGCACUGAGAGCCAUCACUCGGUACAUGAUUGCUUGAACAACUCGCGGAGUUCAAACUGUCUGCCGGCUCGGAGAGACCCGGAGAGGACGAGGGACAUGGAACUGCAGGUGGUGACGUGGGACGGGAAGCGGCACAUCCGAAGACUCUGAAGUCAGCGGAUCAUUGGGCUGUGGAUCUCCUCUCAGACUCAAUGUGUCUAUUGUGCCACGCCCCUCACGCUCAUCUCUUACCUUUCUGCUGUUUUUCCUCUCAGAAAACAUCCGGCCUCUCUUAAGGUUAUGUGCAAUUAUUAGUGGUUAUUUUAAAAUUUCCCUGUUGUCUUGUGUUCCAGUUGAGUCUGUGAGAAGCUGCUUGUUUGCAGCAAUAUGUUAUCAGUGGCCAACACUCCUUAUUUGUUCAUUAGACAAGUCUCCUUUUGUAUUAACUCUGCUUUCCCAAAAAAAAAAACAACCUUUUUGUACAAGGUGAAUGAAUGUUAAAUGGGAGAUCAGGGGCUUUUUCUUCGUUUCUUUUUUGACAAUCUGUCAGUUUUGAAGGACGUUUAUUGGACUGUGAAGGACGACAGUUUUACGCACUCGGACAUUUCGUAUUAUUGCUGGUCGAGAACAAACAGCCGUGACACUGCUGGAAGUUAUCACAUCACUAUAGUUUCUUUUAAUAAGCACUUUUUUAAACUUUAUAUAUUUAUAAUGCAAUGUAGCUCUGAGGUAGACAUUAAGACAAAGUGUGUGGGUCCGACACCUUUCUUCCCCUCCUGCUUUUUAUUUUAACCUUUGUUUUUCUGCCCCAGGUACCAGGUGACGGUACUCCAUUUAAGGUGUUUCUGCAAUUUACUGUUUUUCUUUCUUCCUGCAUAUUUUUUAUGUAGAGACAAAAGGAUUUUAAAGAUGGUGGAUGUUUGCAUAAAUAUGAAUUUGGCAGGUAGACUCAUCUGAGAAGCAGCGCCACUUAGGGGGGCCUAAUUUCAAAUGUUAUUGGCAACACUCCCAGGCAUAAAACGAUACAGGAGUGUGAUGAAAGAAAAAUUGUGUUUGAGUUGCAUGUUUAGGCUUUUGCAUUUGUACUUCUUUUAAAUCGAAUUAGAUAAAAAUUCAUGAUCUAAAUCUGGAAAGCAGAAAAUAAGCAAACUGUAUCCUUUUCAGUCUUUGUUUUUUCUUAUUUUUACAUUUUUCAGUAGAUUUUUGGGUACUCCCUUUGUGUUUUUGAGUGUGACUGUAGGACCUGCUCGUUGCACUGCAGCCUGAGUAGAUGUAGAGGUCUUGCAGACUGUGUAGUUAGAUUUCGUGACUGCAGGACGUCCAGAAGAAACAAGUGCAUAUAGACUAAAAACAAAGCAAAAGCGCUACAACACAGGUGCCUUUAGGCGGAAAAAACUGGAGCACUGCUCAAGUGGAGGGUUGUUACUGCUGGAGGCUGUGCCUGGGCAUUGAUUGGUGGCUACUCUGAGUGGAAACAGAUAUUUUCAUUUCUGAUAAAUGUUCCCGCUGUGAAUGCCCGUUCUUUUCACCUUCUGCUAAGUCCCAGCAUCACAGCAAGAGCCUUUGACGCAGAUGGAUGUUAAAGAUUUUCAACUUUAGCUGAUUAAAUAUGCCCAAUUAUAUUUCAAACGUUUUAAAAAAAAAAGGACAAAAAGAAUAAAUGCAAAGACAAAAAAACUUUUUUGAAAAUGUAAACGUUUUCUAUAAAAAUGUACCAUCAAAA